GAAGUUUCCAGAUGGCUACUGCUCCAACUUGUCUAGAUGCGUAGACAUGAACAAACUUACCACGACGACGAGCAUGAAAACUCACGAUGCUCAUGUAAUAAUGCAAAGACUUCUACCAAUUGCACUAAAAGAGAUGCUCCCUGAACACGUAUGGUCCUGCAUUACUGAAAUCAGUUUGUUGUUUCAAUCGAUAUGUUCCAGCGUUUUGGAUGCGGCAUCCCUCCGGAGACUACAAGAGUCUGUUCCCAUUCUGAUGUGUAAUCUGGAAAAAAUAAUGCCACCAUCGUUUUUCGAUACAAUGGAACAUCUCAUAAUACAUCUUCCGUAUGAGGCUUUGACUGCUGGGCCGGUCUUCUAUCGGUGGAUGUACAGAUUUGAAAGAUUUCUAGGAGAGCUGAAAAAGAAAGUGACCAACAAGGCACACGUUGAGGCUUCAAUUUGUCAAGCGUAUCUUCAACAAGAAAUCUCAACGUUCUCGUCUUUUUACUUCGAGCGUGACGUCAUCACCAGAAGGAAGAGACCUGCCCGGAACGAUGACAUUGGCGAGGAUUUAUAUGAAAAUGUAGUUUCCAUCUUCAAUUACCCAGGCAGAGGUAAAGGUGCUGCGACACAACGAUACAUCCUGGGUGGGGAAUUGCAAAUUGCGCAUACUUAUAUCCUCAUGAAUUGUCCAGAAAUCUCACCGUUUUAUCAUGAAUUCCGAGCUUCUUUAUCAGCCUUUCCUGAGAAUGAAAUAGAUGCGUUGGUGGACUCUGAUUUUGUAAAUUGGUACAAGUAUCAGAUCAAUAGUCGUGGGAUUGUCGACCCUUUGUUAGUAUCAUUAGCGUGGGGCCCAGGUGCCAGUGCCAAAGUGUGGCGGCAAUAUGUGAUAAACGGUUACACAUAUCACACAGCCGAUUACGGAGAGGGCCGACCAACAACGAACAGCGGGUUAUGUGUCCCGACCAUCGGUUAUGAUAACUCGGAAACCAGUUUUUUUGGUGUCCUGCAGGAGAUUCUGGAACUUGAGAUGCCUUCUUGUGCGAAAAAAUUGACAUGCGUUCUGUUCCGUUGCACAUGGGUCGACCCCACACGUGGCGUGCGCAAAAAUCCGAAGUAUAAUAUGAUUGACGUCAACCUCUCUCGUGUGUACCCAAAAAAUGAGCCUUUCAUACUCGCCC
This is a messenger RNA of Cuscuta epithymum, 1160 nucleotides long. The record is from the annotation of a GenBank genome assembly. Lineage: Eukaryota; Viridiplantae; Streptophyta; Magnoliopsida; Solanales; Convolvulaceae.